Benincasa hispida (wax gourd) is the source of this 2444-nucleotide messenger RNA. Its product is annotated as putative clathrin assembly protein At2g25430. Gene Ontology annotation, molecular function: SNARE binding; clathrin heavy chain binding; 1-phosphatidylinositol binding. Gene Ontology annotation, cellular component: clathrin-coated vesicle; clathrin-coated pit. Gene Ontology annotation, biological process: vesicle budding from membrane; clathrin coat assembly; clathrin-dependent endocytosis. NCBI's taxonomy places the organism in Eukaryota, Viridiplantae, Streptophyta, Magnoliopsida, Cucurbitales, Cucurbitaceae. The record is from RefSeq and is a predicted model, not a curated record.
CACCCGUUUCCCACUGCAAAACACCGACUCCGAUAACAUCGCUCCGAAUCUCUCACUCUUUCUUCUCUCGACUCGCUUUUUCCCUCUCUUCUUCCUUUCUCUCUCAUCUCCUUCCAGAACCUCCGUCAAUUCCGCCGCCGUCGCGCCGAUCUGAAGGAUUUCGUUGCAGAUCCAGGUUCUUCAGCCUCCAGUGCUGCUGUGUGGACUGUUUACUGAGGAAGGGAAGUGAGGAUCGAGUUCGAGAGGAAGCGGGGAGUUUGUUGAGGGUUUUGUUGAGAUUGUCGAGAUGGCGCCUAGUACGAUUCGGAAGGCGAUCGGGGCUGUGAAGGAUCAGACGAGUAUUGGAAUUGCGAAAGUUGCGAGUAAUAUGGCGCCGGACCUUGAGGUGGCGAUCGUGAAGGCGACGAGCCAUGACGAUGAUCCGGCUAGUGAGAAGUACAUCAGGGAGAUUUUGAGUCUGACAUCGUAUUCUCGUGGAUAUGUGAGUGCGUGUGUUUCGGCGAUUUCGAAGCGUUUGGCCAAGACGAGGGACUGGAUUGUGGCGCUCAAGGCACUGAUACUUGUGCAUAGGUUGUUGAAUGAAGGGGACCCGGUGUUUCAGGAGGAGAUCUUGUAUGCUACUAGAAGAGGUACGAGGCUGUUGAAUAUGUCUGACUUUAAGGAUGAAGCUCAUUCGAGCUCGUGGGAUCACUCAGCGUUUGUUCGAACUUAUGCAUUCUACUUGGAUCAACGGCUGGAAUUGAUGUUGUUUGAGAAGAAAGGUGGUAGUACAAGGGGAAAUUCCCGUGGGGAUGAUAGAUUUGAUGGAAGAGAUGACUUUAGAUCUCCACCUCCGAGGCCCUACGAUAACAGUUACGGUGAGUAUAGGGGAGAAAGAGAGUAUGGAAAUUAUGGUGGGAUGAGGAGGUCGAGAUCUUAUGGUGAUGUGGGAGAAUCUGUGGGGAGGGACGGGCAGGGGCAGGGGCAUAACAACAAGGGGCCGGUGACCCCGUUGAGGGAAAUGGCGAUUGAGAGAAUUUUCGGGAAGAUGGGACAUUUGCAGAGACUGUUGGAUAGAUUCUUGUCAUGUCGACCGACAGGGUUGGCGAAGAAUAGUAGGAUGAUUUUGUAUGCUUUGUACCCUCUAGUGAGGGAAAGUUUUCAAUUGUAUGCAGAUAUUUGUGAGGUUUUGGCUGUUUUGCUUGACAAAUUCUUUGAUAUGGAGUAUUCCGACUGUAUGAAGGCAUUUGAUGCAUAUGGUAGUGCAGCCAAGCAGAUUGAUGAGCUAAUUGCAUUCUAUAAUUGGUGUAAAGAUACGGGAGUUGCUAGGUCCUCUGAGUAUCCAGAGGUGCAGAGAAUCACUAGCAAGUUACUGGAGACAUUGGAGGAGUUUUUGAGGGAAAGAGGGAAGAGACCAAAGAGUCCCGAGAGGGAGCCACCUCCACCCGCUCCUGAAGAGGAAGAACCAGUGCCUGAUAUGAAUGAAAUAAAAGCUCUUCCUCCACCUGAAAAUUACACGCCACCUCCGCCCGAGCCCGAGCCCCAGCCUGCGCCCAAACCUCAACCACAAGUCACGGAAGACUUGGUCAAUCUAAGAGAUGAUGGAGUUAGUGCAGAUGAUCAAGGUAAUAAACUGGCAUUGGCUCUGUUUGCCGGUCCAGUAGCGAAUGGCGCAAAUGGAUCCUGGGAAGCUUUCCCUUCCGAUGGACAGCCAGAAGUAACCUCUGCCUGGCAGACCCCAGCUGCCGAACCUGGCAAAGCCGAUUGGGAGUUGGCUUUGGUUGAGACAGCAAGCAAUCUAUCAAGGCAGAAAGCAGCACUCGGUGGUGGACUGGACCCGUUGUUGCUAAAUGGGAUGUAUGAUCAAGGAAUGGUUAGGCAGCACACUAGCACCGCACAGCUGAGCGGUGGAAGCGCUAGCAGUGUAGCAUUGCCUGGCCCUGGGAAUAGCAAAACUCCGAUACUGGCUCUUCCAGCUCCAGAUGGAACUGUCCAGACAGUGAAUCAGGAUCCUUUUGCCACAUCGUUAAGCGUUCCAGCUCCUUCUUAUGUGCAAAUGGUGGAGAUGGAGAAGAAACAGCAUCUGCUGAUGCAGGAACAGCAGUUAUGGCAGCAGUAUGCAAGAGAUGGGAUGCAGGGGCAGAGCAGUUUGAACAAAAUCAGUAACCCUCCAGGUUACUACAAUACAGGCAUGGCACCAAUGGCUCCGAUGCCCUAUGGAAUGCCUCCGAUGAACGGAAUGGGCGGGUAUUACUACGUUCCUCAAUGAAAUAUAUGCUUGCCUUUUACAUAUAUAUACUCUGUCAAUCUUGUAUUCUUAGUGUAUUUCUUUGCCUAAAUGAUAUAAUUUUUGUUUCCUUCUGCUAUUUGUGCGAGAAAAAUGGUGUUGGAACUUUGUUUGACUAUGGAAGCUGAUAUUGUUUUAUGGAUUUUGAUAAUGGAAGUCCCAUAAAUCCCUACUCUAA